GUUCUACAUUUCACAUCUCUUCAUUUUCUUUGGCUCUUCAGAGUUUUGUCCAUCUCUAUCUUCAGAGUUCUUCAGAGUUUGCUUACCAUAUGAUCGUGAUCAGCUAUUUCUUAUCAUACCCUACAGGUAAUUCUCAAAAUCGGAGAGAUUUACAAGGACACAAUAGCGAUAUAAGUAUGACUCCCUCGGAGCUCUAAUUAUAUAGCACAAGGAUGAUUCAGGACUCAUCCACCAUAUAACUAUAACUCUCUCAGGGCUCCAAUCAUAUAGCACAAAAAGGAUUCAGAACUCAUCCAUAAACAGUGACGAUGACCCGCAACCACUGCGAGAAAACCUUGACCACGGACAACGUCAGAGAUUUUAGCCACAGGAUAACAAACUCACAGGAAAUGGAAGGAAAGUGAGAAAUAUCUGCAGCCGCCGUCAGCCUCAGGCCUCAGCCGCUGGCAAACGCACCGCAUCAGCAGCAGCAGCAGCAGCAGCCAUCCCAAGCGAGAGAGCUUUGCUUUCGCGAGUCGCGCGACUCCGCCAGGACAGGAAAAAACCGGAAAAAAAAAACCCCGCAAUAAAAUUUCCCCAACUUCCGCUUUUUCCUUGCCUCUCCCCACCACACCACACCACCCCAUCUCCCAUCUCACCAUCCCCCUUUCCCACCCUCCCGUGCGAACACACCCGCGGCGCGGAGCCCAGAUCGGGAUCGCGACGGAUCGGCGGCGGCGGCGGCGAUGGGAGGCGAGGCGGGGGAGCGGCGGCUGGGGAGGGCGAUGAGCUUCGGGAUCCCGGACGUGGCGCUGGGGCUGGUGAUGGGGUUCGUGGAGGACCCCUGGGACCGGGACGCCAUCUCGCUCGUGUGCCGCCACUGGUGCAGGGUCGACGCGCUCAGCCGCAAGCACGUCACCGUCGCCAUGGCGUACUCCACCACGCCCGACCGGCUGUUCAGGCGGUUCCCCUGCCUCGAGUCGCUCAAGCUCAAGGCCAAGCCCCGGGCGGCCAUGUUCAACCUCAUCCCCGAGGACUGGGGCGGCUCCGCCUCGCCGUGGAUCCGCCAGCUCUCGGCCUCGUUCCACUUCCUCAAGGCGCUCCACCUCCGCAGGAUGAUCGUGUCCGACGACGACCUCGACGUCCUCGUCCGCGCCAAGGCGCACAUGCUCUCCUCGUUCAAGCUUGACCGCUGCUCUGGCUUCUCAACAUCCUCCCUCGCCCUCGUCGCCCGCACCUGCAAGAAACUUGAAACGUUAUUCCUGGAGGAUAGCAUAAUUGCUGAGAAAGAAAAUGACGAAUGGAUUCGGGAGCUUGCUACCAACAAUAGUGUCCUUGAGACACUGAAUUUCUUUUUGACAGAUCUCAGGGCAUCCCCAGCAUAUCUUACCCUCCUUGUGCGCAAUUGUCGAAGGCUGAAAGUUUUGAAGAUUAGUGAGUGCUUCAUGCUUGACCUGGUUGAUUUGUUCCGUACAGCAGAAAUAUUACAAGACUUUGCCGGUGGUUCCUUUGAUGAUCAGGGUCAAGUUGAAGAGAGUAGAAAUUAUGAAAACUACUAUUUCCCUCCUUCAUUGCUCCGCUUGAGUUUGCUCUACAUGGGAACAAAAGAGAUGCAAGUGCUAUUUCCAUAUGGUGCUGCACUCAAGAAGUUGGAUCUUCAAUUCACAUUCCUUUCCACAGAGGAUCACUGUCAGCUGGUCCAGCGCUGCCCAAAUCUGGAAAUCUUAGAGGUGAGGGAUGUCAUAGGGGAUCGUGGGUUAGAAGUUGUUGCACAAACCUGCAAGAAAUUACAGAGACUUCGAGUAGAGAGAGGAGAUGAUGAUCAAGGAGGUCUUGAGGAUGAACAUGGUAUGGUUACACAGGUGGGGUUGAUGGCUGUAGCUCAAGGCUGCCCUCAUUUAGAAUACUGGGCAGUGCAUGUCACUGACAUUACAAAUGCUGCUCUAGAAGCCAUCGGUACAUACAGCAGCAGUCUUAACGAUUUCCGGCUUGUCCUGCUUGAUAGAGAAGCAAAUAUAACAGAAUCACCCCUUGACAAUGGGGUGCGUGCUUUACUGAGAGGCUGCACCAAGCUCCGGAGGUUCGCAUUUUAUGUAAGACCUGGGGCUCUAUCAGAUGUUGGCCUUGGGUACAUUGGUGAAUUUAGUAAGACAAUCCGUUACAUGUUACUUGGGAAUGUUGGGGAGUCUGACCAAGGACUGCUUCAACUCUCAACAGGAUGCCCAAGCUUGCAGAAAUUGGAGCUGAGGGGUUGUUUCUUCAGUGAACGUGCAUUGGCUGUUGCUGUUUUACAACUUAAAUCACUGAGAUACCUAUGGGUGCAAGGAUACAAGGCAUCUCCCAAUGGCACUGAUCUAAUGGCAAUGGUGCGACCCUUCUGGAACAUUGAGAUUAUUGCCCCGAAUCAAGAUGAAGUUUGCCCGGACGGUCAGGCACAGAUUCUUGCAUAUUACUCACUUGCAGGAAUGAGAUCAGAUUACCCUCACUCAGUAAUUCCCCUCUAUCCUUCGGUUUGAGUGUAUAUGUCUGAUACCAGGUUGCGAAACUCACACUCUAGUAUAGGCCGAUAUUGUUCCAAAUUCUACAGUUUGCUGCUCUUAUUCUGUUUAGCAAUGAGCACAGAACAAAUGACAAAUAAAAGCAGGAUAGCUGUUAGUUCGAGGAACAUAUUAUAACAUCUUGGGACUAAGAAUUUUAUUGCAUAUCUGAGGGGUAUCACUUCUGCGAAAGCUCAGCUCAAUUGGCCAGCACGGAUAUGUAAACUUCUCCAUUUUGAUUAGGAUCGGACACACAAUUUUGUAAUAAUGUUCCUUGUUCAAUGUUUAGUAGUAUUAUUUGACUCUUUAGCUUUGUGUCACAUUGUCUCUUGGAAGAUCGCCGCACUGUGUUCUAAUAAGUCAUUCGCUGUACAAUAUUUUUAUCAUCCACAGAUCACACUACUGGCUGUAUUCUUGCUGUGACUUUUCUAUUUCUUCUCUCUUUGGUUGUGUAACGCCCCUUGAUUGGUCUGUAUGAUGGCGCGCUGCUUCUUACUUUA
Oryza sativa Japonica Group (Japanese rice) is the source of this 3016-nucleotide messenger RNA. NCBI's taxonomy places the organism in Eukaryota, Viridiplantae, Streptophyta, Magnoliopsida, Poales, Poaceae. The record is from RefSeq and is a predicted model, not a curated record.